Molecule: messenger RNA, 453 nt
Organism: Musa acuminata AAA Group (dessert banana)
Lineage: Eukaryota; Viridiplantae; Streptophyta; Magnoliopsida; Zingiberales; Musaceae
Exons: 1
Coding region: 1-453 (150 amino acids)
Source: RefSeq, a predicted model, not a curated record
AUGGGCAACAGCCUACGGUGCUGUUUGGCUUGCGUUCUUCCCUGCGGCGCGCUCGACGUCGUCCGAGUCGUCCAUCUCAGUGGCCAAGUGGAGCUGUACAGUCGCCCUGUCUCUGCCAGGGAAGUUCUGGCGGCUCACCCCAACCACGUCAUCAGCAAGCCGUGCUCUCAGGGAGUCGUCCGCAAGAUCUUCAUGCUGUCGCCGGACUCGGAGCUGAAGAGAGGCAAUAUCUACUUCUUGUUACCAGAAUCAGCGUUGCCGGGGAAGGAGAGGAAGAAGAUUCACCGGAAAAGGCCCCAGAAAACUGGUGGCGACGACGUCGUUGUCAAAGACUUGGAUCAUGACAACUCAGUUGAGCAGGAAGUCGUUUCGACGAAGGUGUGUCACCGCCGGCGGCGGAGUGGCCGAGUUGGAGUAUGGAGGCCGCAUCUCGAGACCAUAUCAGAAGACUGA